Vitis riparia (riverbank grape) is the source of this 1647-nucleotide messenger RNA. RefSeq lists its product as uncharacterized. NCBI's taxonomy places the organism in Eukaryota, Viridiplantae, Streptophyta, Magnoliopsida, Vitales, Vitaceae. The record is from RefSeq and is a predicted model, not a curated record. The transcript has 4 exons. Bases 96 to 950 code for a protein of 284 amino acids.
AGCUGCAUUUCUCUAGUUCUAGGUUCAGGGAAUUGAGAUCUGAAGCUCAUUUCUGUUUCCCUUUUGGGUUGUGUGUAGAGAUCAUUUUUUGGUAGAUGUUUGGGAAGUCAGUAAAAAUAGAACAGCUAUUGCCCUUCCACUUGUGCCCACCUUCUGCCUUUCCCUGUCAAAGGUGGAACUUUUAUAGGGGACCAAAAGUGAGAUUCAUCACUUGGAAAUUUUUGACUACAAAAAGGGCGGUGUGUGUUAUGAGCUGUCCUCCUGUGUUCUUCAGAAUUCUCACCAUUGAAACCUCUUCAACACAUUUUCAGGUGACAGGAUCUCUUAGAAGUCUUGUGGAAGUUGUGGCCUUGGGGGUUGUCAAUCCAGUAAAAGGGAGAUCAUCAAUGGAAGAGAGAUAUGCUUUGUAUAGGCAGGGCAGUAGGGCGUUGAGGUCCAUGAGAAAUGGAGAUUUUCAGGAAGGAGAUGUUUGGGAUGUUCUCAACAGAAGGGAAGAUUACAAUUCCGUGGUUGGAAGUUCAAUGGAAUCCUCUCAUUUUUCUCCAAGGCGCCCCCCAAGUGCCGCCAGAAUGAUAGGUAGAGUUCAUGGCAACAGCAAUCCCAUUCAUGAGCCCAGGGUGGUUCAGCAAUCAGCACCUGUCAAAAUUCCAGACUGGUCAAAGAUCUAUGGGGAGAAUUCAAAGAAAGCCAGCUCUAACAAUGCUUCAUGGCUCGAUAACAAUGAUGAUGAAGGGGGUGUUGGUGAUGGGGUUUUGAAUGAAGGUGAUGAUAGUGGUGAUGAUGAUGACGAUGAAACUAAGUUGCCCCCACAUGAAUGGCUUGCUAAGAAGUAUGCAAGGAGUCAAAUUUCAUCCUUUUCUGUUUUUGAAGGUGUUGGAAGGACCCUGAAAGGGAGGGACCUUAGCAGAGUAAGGAAUGCUGUUCUCACCAAAACAGGUUUCCUAGAAUAGUGGUCCUCAUUAUGCUGUCCUGUAUAGAUAUUAGUUUGUGAUGUUGGUGUGAGAUGACGAUGGUCCUGUAUAGGUUUGUGGCUUGGGUGAAGGACACAUCCAUUUUAAAUGUAAAAUACUGAAGGGAUUGAUCUGCAUUUCGCAUUUCUCCAUAGACUUUGACUGCUCUUGCGUGUGUGUGUAUGUCUCUUUUAUCACUUUCACCUACUACAAUACAUAAAUUCCUUUAAUUUUACAGAAAAAAAAUAUUAAAAACAGUUUCCUUUUUAUGACAGUCUCGUAGUUAUACUCAACUUGAUUGAAAGUGCCAGAACACAAGAAGCCCACAAAGCAUGUCAGUCAUUGGGUGUUGUUUCAAGCAAGUUGCUCUCUCAAUAUGCUUUGGUAACAACAAGAACCUAGUGCUUCCAAUGCUUUUGCUUCAUCACAAAGAUGGGCCAGUUGGACUGGGACUUCACAGCCUCCAUCAUUUUCAUCUAUUGACACAAAACAAGCAACAUCAUUUGGGUACUACCCAUCAUCUACAUACUUGGUAGAUUGAUUAAUUUGCAAAUUUUAAUUUAUGGUUUGUGAGAAAAAGGAUAUUCUGAGGAUGAUAUGAAAGAGGAGGGUAGUCAGUCACUUCAUGGUUGGACAUGAAAUGUAGAUUUUAAUGUAUUGGGGUCUUCUUAAAGAAUAGAUAGAAAAAGUUAGUUUA